Molecule: messenger RNA, 807 nt
Organism: Branchiostoma floridae (Florida lancelet)
Lineage: Eukaryota; Metazoa; Chordata; Leptocardii; Amphioxiformes; Branchiostomatidae
Product: 5-hydroxytryptamine receptor 3A-like
Exons: 4
Coding region: 1-807 (268 amino acids)
Biological process (GO): monoatomic ion transport
Cellular component (GO): membrane
Source: RefSeq, a predicted model, not a curated record
AUGGAAUGCAGAGAGGGCAGUUCCUGUGACGUCUGGUCUCCCCCACAACAGGAAGGCGAAUGGAAUCGGAAGGACAAGGUCUUCGCUAAUGGCACCAAGCAGGCGUGCUUCGCUGUUCAUUUGCAGAGGAUCCCCCUGUUCCACAUCGCCACGACUGUUGCCCCCUGCGUCAUCCUAGUUGUGCUAAUGACCAUCACUUUUGUCAUGCCCCUGGACAAGGGAGACCGGAUCUCCUUCGGAGUGACCAUUCAGCUCUCCAUGGUCGUGUCUCUCGUGUUUGUCACGGAGGUACUUCCCGUGAAAGGGGCGCUGCCAUUUUUCGCCACGCUGAUCGUCGUGUGCAUGGGGAUGAUGGGACUUUUUCUCUUCUUCACCAUCUACAUCAUCAGCCUCCACGACAAGGAAGGGAGUCUGUCUCCAAUGGCAAAGACUGUCUUUCUCCGAUACAUGGCAAGGUUCCUGCUGCUCGGAGACCUCACAGAGAAGGAGGCUGCGAGCGACGAUGGAGAGGCUGGCCUGACCGAAGACGUGGCGGUGACCGACGUAGAGGCCCCCGCUGACGUCUCCGGGAUAACCCGCCAGCCGUCCGGCCCGCCCACCCGCCUGGAGGCCGCCGUGGAAGAGCAGACCUCUUGCCUUCGUCACCUGAUCCGCAUCGGGAAGGCGCAGCUGGAGGAGCUGGUGAAGAACGAGCCGGAGGUGUCCGAUUACACCCUGCUGACCAAGGUCCUGGACAGGCUGUGCCUUAUCCUGUACGUCAUCAGCGUUGCCGUGGCCGUGCCCAUGACCAUGAGUCUGGGCAAGUAA